AUGCAGUUCUCGACUCUAUUCGUAUUGUCAAUGAUGCUGCUAUUUCUUACGCAUGAAACUUGUUGUUUCAGCUGGGUUUGCUUAGGGGAGGGGGCAACGGUAUGCUCGGCGCCUGUCACCAAAUCCGAAAAAAGUCGUAACCGAGACUUGAAAGAUUUCUGGGUGUCGGAUGCUAAAGGCGCAGGCACAAAUCUAUUCACUUGUGACGAUGUCCUUCCAGGGGGUCAUUUGGCAACCCGCGGAUGGUGCUGCAUUUUUAAAUCGCUCAAAUCGAAUACCAUCACCACCGCAGAGCUCUAUCAGUGUUUGGUUGGUUAUAACGGGCUACACAAACGAUCCACCAUAGGCUAG
Messenger RNA from Puccinia graminis f. sp. tritici CRL 75-36-700-3, 351 nucleotides. RefSeq lists its product as uncharacterized. NCBI's taxonomy places the organism in Eukaryota, Fungi, Basidiomycota, Pucciniomycetes, Pucciniales, Pucciniaceae. The record is from RefSeq and is a predicted model, not a curated record. The coding region runs from base 1 to 351 and encodes 116 amino acids. The transcript has 3 exons.